AUGGGGGAGGUGGUCAUGCACAUCCUGGCCUUGGUGUUUGCCGUAAAUGAGAUCAAUGGGAAUCCCAGCAUCUUGCCCAAUGUCAGCCUUGGGUUCCACAUCUAUGACAGCUACUAUGACGCAAGGAUGACUUAUCAGACCACUAUGGACCUGCUCUUCAAAUUCAGAAGAUUUGUCCCCAAUUACAAAUGCAACAACCAGAAAAACCUCAUAGCUGUCAUUGGGGGACUUGGUUCUGAUGUCUCCUUCCAUAUGGCAGAACUCUUAAGCCUAUACAAGUAUCCACAGUUCACUUAUGGUUCAUUCACCUCUGAGCACACAAGACAAUUGCCUUCCUUUUACCGGAUGGUCCCAAGUGAAGCAAACCAGUACAUUGGGAUCAUUAACUUGCUGAAGCAUUUUGGAUGGACCUGGAUUGGGCUCUUUGCUGUGGACGAUAACAGUGGAGAACAAUUCAUACAGAACCUGGAGCCAUUGCUUUCUCAGAAUGGAAUCUGUUCAGCCUUCACACAAAGGAUCACCAACCAACAUGAUUUAACGAAUUUCAGUGCAUUUUACGUAUCAGCAUCUAUUAUUUAUCCAGCGUUCUCAGAGAGCAAAGUCAGUAUCUUUGUCAUCUAUGGAGAUUCUAUGACCAUUCUAUGGGUGAAUGCAUAUGUGCUCCUAGGAUUUCCUAGCUACAAUGAGGGUACCUCACUUGGAAAGGUGUGGGUUAUGACAGCCCAGCUGGAUUUUACCUUAACAGGCGUUCAGAACGUAUGGGAUUUUCAAUUGUUUGAAGGGGCCCUGUCCUUCACAAUUCACUCUGCUGAGAUUCAAGGAUUCAAGGAUUUUCUUCAGAUCGUAAAACCUGGCUGGUGUAAAGAAGAUGGCUUUCUCAAGGACUUCUGGGAGCAAGCAUUUAACUGUUUAUUUCCAGACUCCCAGGAGCUGGUAGAGGUGAUGCCUGUCUCUGUGUGCAGUGACUACUGCCGUCCUGGUUAUCAGAAGAAAAAGAAGGAAGGAGUGAAGUUUUGCUGCUACAGUUGCGCCCUGUGUCCAAAUGGAAAAAUUUCCACCCAGAAGGACAUGGAUGACUGUUCCAAAUGCCCAGAAGAUCAGUAUGCAAGCAAGGACAGAGAUCGGUGCAUCCCAAAACUGACAAUCUUUCUGUCUUAUGAGGACUCCCUAGGGAUCAGUUUAGCCUUGGUUGCUAUUUCUUUUUCCCUCACCACUGUCGUGGUGUUAGGAACUUUUAUUAAGCACAAAGAUACUCCCAUAGUCAAAGCCAACAACCGGGACAUCACCUACACUCUCCUGGUCUCCCUUCUGCUCUGCUUCCUCUCAUCUUUACUUUUUAUAGGAAGACCUCAGAAGCUGACUUGCUGCCUCCGACAAACUUCCUUUGGAAUCAUCUUCUCUGUAGCAGUUUCAUGUGUAUUGGCAAAAACCAUCACUGUGGUUGUAGCUUUCAUGGCCACCAAACCAGGGUCCAGCAUGAGGAAGUGGGUGGGGAAAACAUUGGCCAACUCCAUUGUCCUUUUCUGCUCUUGGAUUCAAGCAGGCAUCUGUGUAGUGUGGCUAGCAACCUCUCCCCCACUCCCCAAUUUGGACAUGCAGUCAGUACCUGCACAGAUCAUAUCGGAAUGUAAUGAAGGGUCUGUCGCCAUGUUUUAUCUUGUUCUGGGCUACCUUGGACUUCUGGCCAUCAUCAGCUUCACUGUGGCUUUCCUGGCAAGGAAGUUGCCAGACAGUUUCAAUGAAGCCAAAUUCAUCACCUUCAGCAUGUUGAUUUUUUGCAGUGUUUGGUUGUCAUUUGUUCCAAGCUACCUGAGCACCAAGGGGAAAUACAUGGUGGCUGUGGAGAUCUUCUCCAUCUUAGCUUCCAGUGCUGGGUUAUUGGGCUGCAUCUUUGCUCCUAAAUGCUUCAUCAUUGUGCUGAGGCCUGACUUGAACAAUCGGGAACAUCUAAUAAGAAAAAAGGAUUGGUGA
This is a messenger RNA of Podarcis raffonei (Aeolian wall lizard), 1971 nucleotides long. RefSeq names its product vomeronasal type-2 receptor 26-like. Bases 1 to 1971 code for a protein of 656 amino acids. Gene Ontology annotation, biological process: G protein-coupled receptor signaling pathway. Gene Ontology annotation, molecular function: G protein-coupled receptor activity. Gene Ontology annotation, cellular component: membrane. The transcript is spliced from 5 exons. The record is from RefSeq and is a predicted model, not a curated record. Lineage: Eukaryota; Metazoa; Chordata; Lepidosauria; Squamata; Lacertidae.